AUGGACCUUCAGCUGGACCGCGUCAUGCGCGACCUGAACCACGGGCUGGACCAGAUCCCGCCGGAGGAGGUCGGGUCCGGCAUCACGCGCGACAUGGAGCGGCAGUGGCGCGUGCUGCAGGGGCUGCAGGCGCGCAAUGAGACGUUGUACUACCGGGUACUGGUGGAGCACUUUGUGAAGCUGGCGCCCAUCGUCUACACACCCACUGUCGGCUGGGUCUGCAGCAACUUCCACACUCUUUGGCGGCGGCCCCGCGGGAUGUUCUUCAAUCUUGAUGACAAGGGCCAGCUUGCUUCCAUGAUCUACAACUGGCCCCAGACACACGUCAGCGCCAUCGUCGUGACCGACGGCAGCCGCAUCCUGGGGCUGGGGGACCUCGGGGCAAACGGCCUGGGCAUUCCCAUUGGGAAGCUGGACCUGUACGUGGCGGCUGCCGGGUUCCACCCCGACCACGUGCUGCCCUGCGUGAUCGACGUGGGCACCAACAACCAGCGUCUGCUCAACGACCCGCUGUACGUUGGCCUCAAGCAGCGGCGGAUCGGGGGCACCGCCUACUACGAGCUGCUGGACGAGUUUGUCAAGGCGGUCACGUCGCGCUGGCCCGAGGCGGUGCUGCAGUUUGAGGACUUCAGCAUCGAGCACGCGCUGCCCCUGCUCAAACGCUAUCGGGACCACCACCUUGUCUUCAACGACGACAUCCAGGGGACCGCCUCGACCGCAGUGGCCGGCCUGUACGGCGCGCUGCGCGCCCUGGGGCGCGAGCCGCCGCACCUCGCGGCGCAGCGCGUGGUGUGCGUCGGCGCCGGGUCAGCCGGCAUGGGCGUGGUCGGGAUGAUCGCCAACGCCAUGGAGGUGCAGGGCCUCAACCCCCACCAGGCCGCGGCAAACUUUUGGGUCAUCGAUGCGCACGGACUCGUGACCGACGCCAGGCCCGAGCUGCCGCCGCACGUGCGCCGCUUCGCGCGGCCAGAGAAGGACCUGGAGGGGCAGCGCCUGCUGGAGGUGGUCAAGCAGGUCAAACCCACGGUGCUUCUGGGCCUCGCAGGCGCCGGCAAGCUGUUCACGCGCGAGGUGCUGCAGGAGGUCGCGGCCCACUGCGAGCGGCCCAUCAUCUUCCCCAUGUCAAACCCGACCAGCAGGAUGUGCAGGCCCCUGUGGGUUUUGCCAUUCAGCAUGAAUGUUGAGCCCGCGCUUACAGCAACGCCGCACCUGUGA
Monoraphidium neglectum is the source of this 1215-nucleotide messenger RNA. RefSeq lists its product as hypothetical. Gene Ontology annotation, molecular function: malate dehydrogenase (decarboxylating) (NAD+) activity; NAD binding. NCBI's taxonomy places the organism in Eukaryota, Viridiplantae, Chlorophyta, Chlorophyceae, Sphaeropleales, Selenastraceae. Bases 1 to 1215 code for a protein of 404 amino acids. Gene Ontology annotation, cellular component: mitochondrion. Gene Ontology annotation, biological process: pyruvate metabolic process; malate metabolic process. The record is from RefSeq and is a predicted model, not a curated record. The transcript is spliced from 13 exons.